AUGAAAAAAAUGGCAAAAGCCCCCCUGAGCCGCAAGUUCAAGUGCGGACGUGACGUCCCCGCGAACUUGAACCCAGAGGCGCGGGGGGGAGGGGGGCGCUGGGCAAGCUGCCCUCGGGAGGGGCGGGGGGUAGACCGAAGGAAGCCAGCCAAGAGCGGGGACCACCCAAAAGGAAGGGGGACCCAUCCGGAGCCGGCGUCCCCACUCGCCCCCCUCCCCCCCAACCUCCGCGCCGCGGAAUCCCCUCCUCCCGGGAGCCGCGGCCUGGCCCCGAGGGACGACGGCGGCGGCCCCGCGGAGAGCCGAGGGGCGGCGGGGGCCUGGCCCGGCCUGAGGCAAACUUCGGCGGGGAGCGGCGUGCCGGCAGCCAGCCGCCUGCCCCGGAGCGGGGAGGGGGUGGGGGUGGCGGGAGGAGUUCCGCGAGCGGAGAAGCGGGAGGAGAAGGCGCGGGAGAGGAGGGAGCGGGGACACCGUCGCCUAGCCCCUCCGAGCCCAGCCCGCGGCAGCGAGCGGCGGCGCGGGGCAGCGGCUGCAGCUGGGAGAUGCGCAGCGCCGGCCACAAGUUCCCCGCCGCGCACCCGCGGCCGCCACCGGCACGGGGAGGGCUCAGGUUGCAGCAGGAACGGGCUUGGGAGCCGGGCGUGCCCGCACCGCCAGGCCGAGAGUACCCGCGCGCGGCACGGAGACGAAGCCGGAGAACGGAGGUGGCGGCUCGGACGGAGCGCAGGAGCGGCGCGGGGACCUGUUGACCGAGCGAGGCCAGCCCGUGCCGGAGCGGGACCCCGAGCCGAGGGCAGCCCGCCGCCGAGCCGAGCCGAGCCGAGCCGGGAGCGGCGGGCAGCGAGGGGUCCGAUCGGCGCGAGGCGGGGAGGAGGCGCGGCGCCGGGGGAGCUCCAGGUGCUGCGCUCACGCUGCCCACAGGGCGGGCGACCGUGUCCGUGCGGCCAUGUGCUCCGUGCGGAGCGCACAUAAAUAAGCGGGUGUGUGCGGCACAGAUGUGAGCUUUCGGUGAAUACGACGAGACUGCUUGUUUUCCCCCGCAAUGAUCACUGCGUUUCUCAAGCAGUUUGCACCUACUUACGGACCUCGCAUCUUCAGCCUUGGAUCUUAAAGGAACUGAUAACUCCUCUUCCAGAAAACUGUUCGGUAACAGGUUUCCUGCCCCGGGCUUUACAAGGAUCGCUCUUGUCUCAGAGCCACCGUGUACGUACGAUUCUUUUUUUCACGGAUUUUGGUGGGGUUUUUUUUUGUUUUUUUUUUGUUUUGUUUUUUGUUUUUUGUUUUUUUUUUUUGCGGGGGGUGGGGGAGGGCGUUAUAUAUUUUUCUGUUACCUUUUCUGCCUGUGAAGUAAUCAGGGAGAACGGCGGGAGGCUCCAUAAAUAUGCAAAUUGGCGCCAGAUAACUGGUUUCGCUGGUUCCGCCUUGGGACUCCCGCCGGGCGGCUCCGCGGGGGAGAUUGUCGCCCCCGGCCCCACGACCCGCCCCCUCUCCCCCCUCCCCGCGCCGGGCACCGCUCUCCGAGCGCGGUCCUUCCCCUCUCCCCGCCGCUGCCGCAGCUCUUCGACGCGUGCCCGCGCCUUCCAGCUCCCUGGCAGCGUCCCGAAGGAGCACCGCGUCUCGUGGCUGCUGGGUGUCACGGGGCAAAAAGUGCGGUAGGCUGAACCGUGCUCGGGCCCUUAUCCUUUCUAACUCGGCAUCCGAAGGAUUAAAAGCAGUAACUGGCUUCCGAAUUGUAAAAUGUUAAAAUGAAAGUUUGAUUCGUGGUUAAACACUCGCGGGAGCGCAUCCUUUGUGGAUUCUGAUUUGACUCUGCUGUUAAACCGACAUCGGUACUGCGCUGACGCUUUAAUUAAUAAAAGUGGUUAGAGUCCUCUC
Gallus gallus (chicken) is the source of this 1875-nucleotide messenger RNA. Its product is annotated as collagen alpha-1(I) chain-like. The transcript has 3 exons. The record is from RefSeq and is a predicted model, not a curated record. The coding region runs from base 1 to 972 and encodes 323 amino acids. Lineage: Eukaryota; Metazoa; Chordata; Aves; Galliformes; Phasianidae.